Molecule: messenger RNA, 1296 nt
Organism: Adineta ricciae
Lineage: Eukaryota; Metazoa; Rotifera; Eurotatoria; Adinetida; Adinetidae
Source: the annotation of a GenBank genome assembly
AUGACUUCAGUCAAUCUCACCCUCAAUUCCACGCAUAUCGCUGAUGAAUUUACGAAUAUACUUGGCAUUAUUCAAGGUGCAAUCUAUAUUCCGAUAUUUUGUGCUGGACUGGCCAAUAAUUUACUCACAAUUCUCAUCAUUUCGCUGAAUCGAGACAUGAAGACAGUAACUAAUUGCUAUCUACUCAACUUAGCAAUUAGCGAUACUUUACCGUUGAUUGUCAGUUUACCAUUUGAAAUCGAAUUUCUGCGAAUUAAAGCUCCUUGGGAACGUCUCGGAUGUCAAAUUCGUGCUCUUCUUGCUGAAACAUCUACGAAUGCAUCGAUAUUAACCAUCAGUGCAUUUACGAUCGAACGUUAUCUAGCUGUCUGUCAUCCACUUCGUGAUGCGUCAGUCUCGACAUUCGGAAGUGCGAUUAAAAUUCAAAUUAUCAUUUGGUUUUUUGCUAUUCUUUCUUCAACGCCAUACUUUUAUCUAACGGAAAUAGUCAACUCUGAAUGUUUCUUAAAUCCCAAAUACGCUGCUCUUGUUGUGAUCUGUUUUCAUAUUUCGACGAUCGUUUUUUUCGUUCUACCAGCAUUUAUACUCUGUCUCUUGUAUGCACUGAUGGCACGUCGAUUGUAUAAUAUCGGAUUAUUGACUGAUCCAGAUUCGAUGAAGGAAGACACGAUUACCCUGGAUACUGGCUUACAUUCAGGUGGAUCAAUAUCACAAAAUCGAGUCGAGCGUCGCACAUUACCUACAGAUUCUGUUCCAACACGCCAAUCAUUGAUUCGACACGAGAGAACUUCUUCUCGGCGGUUAUCCUUACAUAUUCAAUCAAUGAAAAAGUCAGCCUUUAAAAUGCUUUUCGCGGUAGUUAUUGCAUUUAUUAUCUGCUAUGCUCCGUUUCAUAUGCAGCGUUUGAUAACAAGUCGUCCGACUGCUCAAUUAUCUCAAACUCAGCAACGUGUGUAUAGAAUCUUCUACUUUAUCAGCGGCAUUUUAUACUACAUCGGUGCGACGGUGAAUCCGAUAUUUUAUCAUUUAUUUUCUCGUAAAUAUCGUUUGGCAUGUAUUCGAACAAUGAAAAGAAUUGUUCAUUGCAAACGGCAUUAUCGCUAUCCGAUUAUACAAAGAAAAAAUAACUCAUUACCGGUUCUGUACUAUCCUCGACUCCAUGGAAUGCCAUUGAAGCCAACGGAAAAUAUGUAUCGAAUCAAACAACGUCGGAAGACAAGUAUUGAUAUAGGAUUUAAUAGGAGACAUAUCAUACGAUUAUCAGUACCACCAUUGACUCUGAAACAAAUCCGAUAG